Messenger RNA from Nakaseomyces glabratus, 2748 nucleotides. RefSeq lists its product as uncharacterized. The record is from RefSeq and is a predicted model, not a curated record. NCBI's taxonomy places the organism in Eukaryota, Fungi, Ascomycota, Saccharomycetes, Saccharomycetales, Saccharomycetaceae. Gene Ontology annotation, cellular component: protein phosphatase type 1 complex. Gene Ontology annotation, biological process: regulation of glycogen biosynthetic process. Gene Ontology annotation, molecular function: glycogen binding; protein phosphatase 1 binding.
AUGAGUGUAUACAUCUCAUUGAAUCAAAAUACAGAAGUCCAAAAGAAUGCCAAAUUGAAACCCUCGCUGAAAUCAUACUCUUCCUUCGAUAAUGCUAUACGUAAUGACUCAAAAUUGGGCCACACGAGAUCGCUAUCAAACAUAUCUACGAUCUCAUCUCUAAGUACAGCUUCAUCUUUGAAAAAUGUACGAUUUGCUACUAAUCUGACGACGGUCAAGAGCUUUGACUCGAACUCGGAACCGAUUUCUAUAUCUCAUGAAAACUCGCCCACUUUGAAACCACUAAGAGAAUCCGAAAGCUCUAAUGUAAGCUCUACAUCAUUGAACAACGUGUUGUAUCUAAGUGACUAUGACGAUUUCACUAAACACCAGGACUUGAACUUCCUUGGGAUUAAAUCCAAGUCAACUAUAAGUUUCUUCCUGGAUGACGAAGAAGAUGACGAAGAAGAUGACGGCAUACACGAUGAUGACCUCAAGAACUUCUUCGGUAAGAUUUUCCCUGCUGCUUAUAAUGUUAAUACAAGUAACAAGAAUCUGGGACCACCGGAUUGCUCAAAUACGAAUCAACAAAGAGCUGGUCUCCUUGAUUCAAAUAAUAGCAGUACAUGUAAAAUAAUUCCAAAUUUUAGUACCAAUGUAUGCCAAACAGAUAAUAGUGCAGGUCACUAUUUCAAUGAUCUCAAUGGUAGUACAAACAAUCAAGCUCAGACAUCACGUCGCACUUCAAUCACACAUGUAGCAGAUGAUAACCUUCAAAACUGUGAACUGGCUUCAGAAGUUAAUUGGUUAUUGACUUUCGUUGACGUGAAUCCAGGUCAACAUAGUUUUGAGAACAGCGAUGGUAACAUCAAACUAGUAAGCUUAGCCCAGGACUCCACCAUUGAUGAUAAAAUAGUAGGCAAGAUCCUAGUAAAAAAUUUAAACUACGAAAAGUUUAUUGAAGUCAAAUAUACUUUCAAUAAUUGGAACGACAUUCACUACAUUACUGCAUAUUUCACUAAAUCGAUUUCCGCGGAGAUCGAUGAAUUUGAAUUCAAGAUAAAUCUAAGCUCUUUGAAAUAUAUCUUGCAAUUCAAACGCAUUUUGCAAUUCAAAUCAAACGAUACUUAUCUAAACAUGGAACUGUGUUGCCGCUAUGAUGUAAAUGGCGAAACCUACUAUGACAAUAACAACUACAGAAACUAUAACUGCGUACUAAAGGCCAGUAAAGAGCACACCAUCGCUAACGAUGUAAUUGUAACCGCCGAGGAACAGGAGAAAAAGGAACUCGCUAGAAAGGAAUCCCCUAAAAAAAUCAGCCAAAAUAAGAAAUCAAGUUCACCUUCUAGAAAUAAUUACUCUAAAAACUUUUUAAAGAGCAGGAGAAGAGUAAUAUCCAGAAAGUUCAGUGAAAACACUGACUACUAUAACACUUCGCCAUUGAAACAUUUAUACCAUAGUGACCCUACUAGCUACAUAAAGCCGAAGAGACUCAAUGAAGUCCUAUACGAUUCAACAUCUACUAUCCCCACCGAUCUGAACCAAAGAAUUGGAAUAAAUGCCACCUGCCAAUCCUUACAUGAGCCGCUCACAGAGAGAGAAAGAUUCAUAUCCGAAUUUGAUUACGCAAAUCUUAAUGAUUCCAUGGACACGUUAACCACUGUUAACUUAAUGAACCAUUCAAUUGCUAAUAUUGAGUUAAAUAGUGAACCUGUUGAACCUAUCGUGCCCUCAAUAACUAAUAAGAUAGAGGAAAACAUUUCCAAUAAUCCAAUCUUACAAGAGGUAACUGAUCCAAUAACUGAGAGUUUUAAUGAACCAAUUACUAUAGAACCCGUUAGAUCUAAUGAGAAUGAGGUUUCUGAUGACAAGCAAAGCGUAGUGACGGACACUACAAUAGAUAUUGAAGCUUUGAAAUUGUCAGGUGAAUCACCAAUUUCUUUUAGAACUGUGGAUUCACCGAUCGAGUAUUAUGACUGCUAUAGCACUUCCAACAACUCCGUAGAAACGAUAACAAAACCCACACCUGCUAGUCCAAGUGGUCUAACUGCUAAGGAUCUGAGAAGCAUAGACGCCCCCAAGUCCUUCCAAGAUUCAAUAUCAACUUCAUAUAACAUUCCUAUGGAAAACUCAGAACCGGAAGACGACCUUUCUGAUCGUACAACUACUAUUGAAUCGACUGAGGACCCUGUAUUUAAUACCAAGUGGGAUAAUAUCGUUGUAGAUACUGAACUUGAAGAUACAGGAAAUCAAAUAUUGUUACCAGAAGUGGCUAAUUCAUCUCAAGAAGCUAAGGACACAGAGACUUCUAGGAAAUCUGAUACCGACCAAGCUCCUCAUAGUCCAGAUACAGAUUAUCAGAAAUUUUUGAACUCAAACUAUUUUUGUAGACCCUCAUCGUCAUCUUCAUCUGUUUCCACCACAGACUCAUCUUCCUCUUCAUCAACAUCUAUUUUAACAGAUAAUGCAAGCAGUUUAGCUAGUGUUCCAUCUAGCAUUACCACAUCUGACAGUGAACUUUCUUCGUUUAUAUUUAAUAAAGCCACUAUUAAUGCGAAAGUACAAGGUAAGCUGGCAGGCUCUACUCAAUUAUAUUCUAACCUGAUCUUCCCUCUUUCUGAUAGUCAUGAAGCAAGGCCAAUAAAUCGUAUAAGAACAGGGAGAUAUUCACUGGAAGAAAACAAGAUACUAAGUCAGUUUGCAAAUGAAAGACCAGCCAAUCAUGAUACAGAUGUCAUGAAUACUACUUUAGUUAAUUCCGGCAACUAA